Saccoglossus kowalevskii is the source of this 501-nucleotide messenger RNA. RefSeq lists its product as uncharacterized. NCBI's taxonomy places the organism in Eukaryota, Metazoa, Hemichordata, Enteropneusta, Harrimaniidae. The record is from RefSeq and is a predicted model, not a curated record.
AUGACAGCGGAAAUAAAGGACAAAAUCACACAAUGUAGUCCUUGCAACGAAUACCUCAGUAAACAACAAAAAGAACCUUUGAUGUCAUACGAGAUUCCAUCACGACCAUGGAAAAUGGUUGGACAAGAUUUGUUUACAUACAACAAAACUGACUACCUAAUUACUGUUGAUUACUAUAGUGAUUACUGGGAACUUGACAAAUUAGAUACAGAUACAACUUCAUCAACUAUAGUUAACUGUACUAAAUCACACUUUGCCAGACAUGGCAUUCCAGAGAAUGUAAUUUCAGACAACGGACCGCAAUUCAUAUCCAAUGAGUAUGAAACCUUCGCACGCGAAUGGGAAUUCGAAUAUAUAACCUGCUCACCGUACCACAGUCAAAGCAACGGGAAAGUCGAGUCAGCUGUCAAGAUAUCAAAAAAGAUCAUCAAGAAAACAAACAAAGACAAGAAAGACUUACAGCUAGCAAUUUUUAGAUUGGCGAAAUACACCCAGCACUGA